Formica exsecta is the source of this 2212-nucleotide messenger RNA. Its product is annotated as vascular endothelial growth factor A-A-like. NCBI's taxonomy places the organism in Eukaryota, Metazoa, Arthropoda, Insecta, Hymenoptera, Formicidae. The transcript has 4 exons. The record is from RefSeq and is a predicted model, not a curated record. Gene Ontology annotation, molecular function: growth factor activity. Gene Ontology annotation, biological process: hemocyte migration. Gene Ontology annotation, cellular component: membrane. The coding region runs from base 18 to 725 and encodes 235 amino acids.
UUAACUUUACCGAUCCAAUGUUUGCCCUAGGUGCUGAAAUGAGAGAGGCCAUUCAGCACGCGAUGCAAGUCAACAGGGAAGGCAGCUGUCAGUGGCCACGUGCGCGAGUCAUUCCGGUACGUGACGUUUAUCCGAGUCCGUCAACCACCUACGUCCCACACUGCGCUAUAUUGCACAGGUGCUCGGACGACACCGGAUGUUGCAGAUCGGAAGCGCUCACCUGCGUGCCGAAGCACUCUCAUCGCGUCGAGCUUUUUUUCUACACCGCGAACGUGGCCGGCGGCACUGUAGUGGAGAAGCUAUCGUUCUACAAUCACACAGAAUGCGAAUGCAGGGAGAGGUCCAAAUACGACACGACAAACGAGAAAUUUGCAGACCAGAGAGUGUAUCGGCACUCCUCGUCGCCCCCACAAAACAUGAAGAAACCGCCAUCGAGAAAACCAUGCCGAUGCCCGUCGGAAUUCACGCCGAGGAUCACGCUGGAAGGCGCUUGUCAAUGUAAUUGCUACGACAGCAAUCAGAAUUGUAUAAAGACCAGACGCGGAAAGGGAUACUUCUCCCUCGCGGACAGAAUAUGCAUUCAGAGCAAUGAAUGUGCCAUGCCUAAUUGCGAAUUCGGCGAAUACAUGAAACGGCCAGGCAAAUGUCCAGGAAAAAGGGACACCUUCAACGCAAUGGCAGGUAGCGCAUACCGUACGAAUCUAAAUCACCGAUUCAGAAGCUAGAGGAAUCGCGAUUAAUAUAUACGGAUAGCAAAAGAAGGAAGGAUAACGGUUGCAUAAAAUACAAUUCGUGUCGUGCCAAUGAAGAGAAAGAUAGCGCGAUGAAGCGCACGAGAAAUUGAUGGUGCCAUUUUCUUGUUUUUUUUUUUUUUAAGUGUGUCUUCAUCAGAAAGAAAAAGAGAGAGAGAGAGAGAGAGAGAGAGAGAGAAAGAGAGACUCAUUAUAUAUGUAUAUGUGUACGUGUAUCCCUGUCAUUAUGUAUAAAUGUACAUCGCUAUCCGGGCCCGUACGCGUAUAUCAUCGUCGCUUUUUCUUUUCUAUCGUUCGUCAACGAGAAUACGAUAGUAAUAAUGUGAUCGUUAAUUUUCAAUACCAGUAGUUGUCACGGGAAUAGUAAAAUAUUUCGAUGUUUAAGAGAGUGACGAGGAUCAUUUUAUAACGAUAUCUCGCGGCGGCUUACCGAUGUGCGUUAAAAAUAAAAAAUAAAUAUCCAAGAUUUUACGCACAUAUGUCAUUGAUAUAGGAAAAUAACAUUCUAUACAACUCUCAAGCGAUUUUUAGAAGAAUACAACGUAUUGUAUAAAUUAGUGAUUAUACUGCAAAAUUACCAGUGAUGAUAAAAAGUGCUUCUAGUUAUAUAAUUUUUGAAGAGAAAUGAUUAAAAAGAACUGCCUUCUUUGAGCAGGAAUCUCGUCGGCGAGGACUCGAGAAAUCGCAUCGCUAAAAUUAUGUAGAUCUAAGAGGAUGCGAUACGUGUCUUUUACGUUAAUGGUAAUUUUAUGCGAUAAACGAUGUGUCGUAGUAUCAUAGUUUACGCUGAGAAGACCUCGGACGCGAGCCUAGUCUGAGAUCCUGUUUCCGUUCUGCGUGAGAAGACUUCACAUUCGUUACAUCUUGCGAGGACUGUUGAAUCCCUUUCAUUCUCAUUCGUUUCAUUAAACAUGACUAUAUAUCAUGCUUUGCCUGAAAUGUAUUUACGGAAAUAAUUACAUCAAGAGUAAAAAUACCAAAGUCCGAAUACAGACAUGGACGUUCACGCAGAAUUGAAACAGAUCAUUAAUGUAUCCACAUAUUUUGUAUGUUACAUAAUAGAAUAUCUUUAUUGUAUUUAAUCGAGCAUUAAUGUAUAACGGCAUGUUCGUUAAUUUAAUAUUUAAAUAGUGGAUGUAAAACCAUACUGAGAGAGGAGAGCUGCGUGCUCUCUUCUCUUGCGUCUUUACGCAGGUGAUGUAACACGAGGAAGGCCCUUAUAAUCGCUGCAAGCGAUGCAGCCGCGUGUAUUUGUAACUUUGUAUUUUCUAUGUUAUUAAAAAAAAAUAGCAAAAUCACAAAGAAUUAAAAUAGGUCGAUUGUGUGCAUUGAAUCGUAAAUGCGUGCUUGGACUAUGCGAUUGUUUGCGAGAAAAAAUAGCCAUUAUAAUGUUAAUUACCGCCGCUUCUUUACUACGUGAAUAUAAUAAUCUGAAAAUAUGAAAAAUAUAUCGAUUAUAU